AUUUAUAUUUGAGUGGAAGUCAUCAAAUAUGAAUGCAAUUAAUAAAACGGCGAUAGGGAUAGCUGCCGGUGUUGCGGGCACAAUCUUUAUUGGUUAUUGCAUUUAUUUCGACAGCAAAAGACGUGCGGACCCCGAAUACAAAAAGAAAGUCCGUGAGCGUCGCCGUCGUAACCGCAAAAAUGGAACUGCCGGACGUAGUGGAAUUCCAAAUCUUAAUGACCACGAAGCAAUUGAGAGAUAUUUCCUUCAGGAAAUUCAAUUGGGCGAAACUCUAAUUGCGCGCGGUGAAUUUGAGAAUGGUGUGGAGCACCUUGCUAACGCUAUAGUGGUGUGUGGACAACCAGCCCGCCUCCUGCAAGUACUACAGACUUCACUACCAGCACAAGUAUUUGCAAUGCUGAUUCUUAAAAUGCAAGAGUUCGGCAAUCGUGCAAAUGCUGAAAUGAGCGAUACACCUAAAAUAGUUUCAGCUAACUCGAUUGGAGGCGCUGAUAUUCCUGUUGGGCUUGAAGGUGCCCAAUCUUCAAUUCUUAUUGAUGACCUAGAAUAGUUGUUGAAUAUCUGUUGUAAUUUCAAGGAAAUUUGCUAAUAUAUAGAUGUUCAUUUAUAUGCGUAUAUUGUUUGCUUAUGUACCUAGCUGGAGUGGAUAAUUAUAUAUGCUUCUAUGUACAAAUACUUCUUAAACAAUUAAAAUAAAUUUAAACUAAAU
This is a messenger RNA of Rhagoletis pomonella (apple maggot), 709 nucleotides long. RefSeq names its product mitochondrial import receptor subunit TOM20 homolog (gene Tom20). Gene Ontology annotation, cellular component: mitochondrial outer membrane translocase complex; mitochondrial outer membrane. The transcript has 3 exons. Gene Ontology annotation, molecular function: transmembrane protein transporter activity. Lineage: Eukaryota; Metazoa; Arthropoda; Insecta; Diptera; Tephritidae. The record is from RefSeq and is a predicted model, not a curated record. Bases 29 to 550 code for a protein of 173 amino acids. Gene Ontology annotation, biological process: protein targeting; protein import into mitochondrial matrix; tRNA import into mitochondrion.